Gymnogyps californianus (California condor) is the source of this 2052-nucleotide messenger RNA. RefSeq names its product growth factor receptor bound protein 14 (gene GRB14). Lineage: Eukaryota; Metazoa; Chordata; Aves; Accipitriformes; Cathartidae. The coding region runs from base 33 to 1451 and encodes 472 amino acids. Gene Ontology annotation, biological process: negative regulation of insulin receptor signaling pathway; insulin receptor signaling pathway. The record is from RefSeq and is a predicted model, not a curated record. The transcript has 14 exons. Gene Ontology annotation, cellular component: cytoplasm; plasma membrane.
CGCUACUUUCUCCUUGCAGUGUCUUUCUUAUAAUGAGAAAAAAGAAAGAUGACAAUAUUUUGGAGAUCCCAUCAAUUCCAAAUCCUUUUCCUGAGCUGUGUUGCUCUCCGUUUGCAUCAGUUUUGUCAGCCAGUCUGUUGCCCAAGGCAACUUCAAGAAAAAAGCAGGUAAUUAAAGUGUAUAAUGAAGAUGAUACUAGCAGAGCUUUGGAAGUACCAAGUGAUAUAACAGCCAGGGGUGUAUGUCAGCUGUUGAUAUUGAAGAACCACUAUAUUGAUGACCACAGCUGGACUCUGUUUGAACAACUUACCCACACAGGUUUAGGAAGAGCUAUAGAGGACCAUGAAUUAGUGAUGGAAGUCCAGUCAAAUUGGGUAAUGGAAGAGGAAAACAAACUGUAUUUUAGAAAAAAUUAUGCCAAGUAUGAGUUUUUUAAAAAUCCACUGAGCUUUUUUCCAGAUCAUAUGAUGUCUUUUCCAAGUGAGACCAGUGCAGCUGUAAGCCACUCUGGCAUGUUACAGAUGUUCUUAAGCUCCAGCACGUAUCCUGAGAUUCAUGGUUAUUUGCAUGCAAAGGAGCAGGGAAAAAAAUCAUGGAAAAAAUUGUACUUUCUUUUGAGAAGAUCUGGCCUUUAUUUUUCCACUAAAGGUACAUCUAAGGAGCCAAGGCAUCUGCAGUUUUUCUGUGAAUUCAGCAAUAGUGAUAUGUACAUGUCUUUGACAGGCAAAAAGAUUUCUGGAGCACCAACAAACUAUGGAUUCUGCUUUAAGCCUAACAAAUCAGGAGGAACCAGAGACCUGAAACAGCUCUGUGCAGAUGAUGAACAAAGUAGGACCUGUUGGAUGACAGCAGUUAGGUUGCUUAAGUAUGGGAUGCAGCUGUAUCAGAAUUACAUGCAACCAUAUCAAGGUAGAAGUGGCUGCAGCCCUUUGAAUAUAACUCCUAUGAGAAGCAUUUCAGAAAAUUCUUUAGUAGCAAUGGAUUUCUCAGGAGACAGAAGCAGAAUUAUAGAAAAUCCAACAGAAGCCCUUUCAGUUGCAGUUGAAGAAGGAUUAGCAUGGCGGAGGAGAGGGUGUCUACGACUCAACUCACAUGGUAGUCCUAUUGCCAUGUCUGACAUGGCUAUACACAGAUCUCAGUCAUGGUUUCAUCAUAAAAUCUCUAGAGAAGAGGCUCAGAGACUUAUUUUACAGCAUGGACUUGUAGAUGGGGUAUUCCUGGUACGUGAUAGCCAAAGUAACCCCAAAACAUUUGUAUUGUCAUUGAGUCAUGGAUUAAAAAUAAAGCAUUUUCAAAUUGUACCAUUGGAAGAUGAUGGGAAGCUAUUCUAUACCCUUGAUGAUGGUCAUACCAGAUUUACGGAUCUCAUCCAGCUAGUGGAAUUCUACCAACUUAAUAAAGGAGUACUGCCUUGCAAGUUAAAACACUAUUGCGCACGAAUUGCUCUUUAACCAAAGCAUCUGUUGUUUCAUCAGAGGGAAAGGAAGAUACUAGAAUACUUUUUCCCCUAAAGGCAAUUUGUAUAGUAAGAGGGGAAAAAGCAUUACAUUGUAAAGAUCCUACGUUUAAGCUGCAAAAAAAGUAUAUUCUAUAUAGAUAAGAACUUUGCUUUUUGAUUGUCACAGCGAAAUUAACUUUAUGGUUUUAAAAGAACUUUCUUUCCUAUGUAAUUCUUUAGUGUUGUCUUGGACUUCUUUGGGGUUUUUUUCAAUUGAAAACAAUUUAAAAAAAUAAUAUUGUGUAACUUCUACAAAAAUAUAACUGAAGGGAAGAUCUUUGUUCUUAGGUUGAAAAUUAACUUUUUGUCUCUUCAAAUGUUUCUCAAUUUCUGUUCAUCACAUAGAAGAGUAACAUUUACGGUGGUGAGGAUAAGAAGCUGAACUGCGCAUUUUAUUUGUAAAUAAAAUGAAUAAAUAUUUUGCACUAUAUUUUUGAAUGCUACUUUGAGGAUUAUCAUAUACAAAAAGUGAAGAAUCAUUAAAACUACUUAUAACUGAUCAGUUGUAUUGAGUUGUGCUAUUACUGUUGUAAUAUUUUAAAGGAUUUUUUUCU